This is a messenger RNA of Paraphaeosphaeria sporulosa, 1383 nucleotides long. RefSeq lists its product as uncharacterized. The coding region runs from base 1 to 1383 and encodes 460 amino acids. Lineage: Eukaryota; Fungi; Ascomycota; Dothideomycetes; Pleosporales; Didymosphaeriaceae. The transcript is spliced from 5 exons. The record is from RefSeq and is a predicted model, not a curated record.
AUGAGGCUGUGGACGGUGUUGACUAUUUUCUUCGUCUUCGGUACCUCUGCAAAUGCACAAGCCGCACUUCAAGCUCUGGCAAAGGAGUUACCGCCAUGCUCCCUAGCUUGCUUCAUGUCCGAGAUACCCAAAACUACCUGCGCCAACAACCUCACUUCGGAAUGCUUGUGUACAAACGAAGCCUUGAAUGCCGCUGUCACCCUUUGUGCUUCGAAAACAUGCACUGUCUACGAACUGCUCCAGACGAAGAAUAUAUCGAGCACCAGCUGUGGAGCACCAGUUCGAUCCAGCGGACGAAAGUUCAUCGUGCUCGGAACAGCCGGCAUUGGUCUUGCAGUAUUGUCUUUCAUUUUGCGAAUGGCAGCAUGUCUGAAGGGCCGUUCAAUAUCAUGGGACGACGCCGCAAUGGCUCUCGUGGUCGCUUUGGCAAUACCUCCAGCUGCCUUUGGCUUUAUGCUGAUUGACAAUGGACUUGGGCGAGAUAUGUGGACGCUCAAAGACUACCAAAUAACCAACGUGCUUUUUUACUAUUUCAUGGGCGAAAUCUUUUACAUCCUCGCGCUCGGCUUUUCGAAGAUAUCUAUCCUCUUCUUCUACCUUCGAGUCUUCCCGGCCAGGGAGUUUCGCAUGCAGAUAUACGGCGUUAUGGCCUUAUGCGGAGCGUAUACAAUCGCCUUCUUCUUCGCCACCACCUUCCAGUGUAUCCCAGUGAGCUUAGCCUGGACUCAGUGGGAUGGUCUGCACGCAGGCAAGUGCAACGACAUCCAUCUUCAAGGCUGGGUCGCGGCCGCAAUCAACAUCUUGCUGGACGUCAUAGUUAUGGUCCUCCCGCUGAAGCAUCUCGCCGGCUUGAACAUGACACUUAAGAGGAAGCUUAUGGUUAUGUCCAUGUUCUCGGUUGGCGCCAUUGUCAUCUUCACUUCGGCCAUGCGCCUUUACUCACUCGUCCAUUUUGCUAACUCGCACAACAUCACAUGGGACUAUGUUGAAGCGGGUUAUUGGAGCCUGAUUGAGGUUGACGUCUCCAUCAUAUGCGGCUGCAUGCCUGCCCAUCGCAUGCUCAUUGCCAGGGCGUGGCCCAAGAUCAAGCUGACCUUCCACUCCACAAAGGGCAACUCCAUGAACUCUAAGGAUUUCACUGCAGCGUCGAAAUCGAAUGCACUGACUAGCGACAAGGCUGUGAGAGUCUCCAUCAAACCACAGACGAAAGACGAUCGCGAGUUCGUACCCUUGGUGGAUAUCGAUACCCGAAACAUUUGGACACAGCAGACUGCUACGAAGGAAUCCAGUCGUUCGAACUUAUCCGCUGCGGAGUCUUGCGAAAGUGACCACUCGGAUGGCUGGCCGAUAGGGAGAUCAACAACGAGCAGGGAACAUGUUUGA